UCUCUGCAAAACCAAAAGCCUCAAUACAAUUAAAAAACUUUAGUUUCUGCAAUUCUUUGAGUCAAGUUAGUGUAAUGGCCGGAAAGGGUGAUGGACCAGCGAUCGGAAUCGACCUCGGAACCACAUACAGCUGCGUCGGGGUGUGGCAGCACGACCGCGUCGAGAUCAUCGCCAAUGAUCAGGGGAACAGAACGACGCCGUCUUAUGUGGCGUUUACUGAUACUGAGCGGUUGAUCGGCGACGCCGCCAAGAACCAGGUCGCCAUGAACCCCGUCAACACCGUCUUCGAUGCAAAGCGGUUAAUUGGUAGGAGAUUUAGUGACUCCUCUGUUCAGGCAGACAUGAAGCUAUGGCCUUUCAAGGUUGUUGCCGGCCCUGGUGACAAGCCCAUGAUUGUCGUCACUUACAAAGGUGAAGAGAAGAAAUUUGCAGCCGAAGAAAUCUCGUCUAUGGUUCUUGUUAAGAUGCGAGAGAUUGCGGAGGCUUAUCUUGGGACGACAGUGAAGAGUGCUGUUGUUACUGUGCCUGCUUACUUCAAUGACUCCCAGAGGCAGGCCACGAAGGAUGCUGGGGUGAUUGCUGGGCUGAAUGUGCUCCGUAUUAUCAAUGAGCCUACUGCUGCUGCGAUUGCGUAUGGUUUGGACAAGAAGGCGACGAGCGUUGGCGAGAAGAAUGUCUUGAUUUUUGAUCUUGGAGGAGGAACUUUUGAUGUCUCUCUUCUUACAAUCGAAGAAGGUAUUUUCGAGGUGAAGGCUACUGCUGGAGACACCCAUUUGGGUGGUGAGGAUUUUGACAACAGGAUGGUGAACCAUUUUGUUCAGGAGUUCAAGAGGAAGAACAAGAAGGACAUUAGCGGAAACCCAAGAGCUCUUAGGAGGUUGAGGACAGCCUGUGAGAGAGCAAAAAGGACUCUCUCAUCCACUGCUCAGACUACCAUUGAGAUCGACUCUCUGUUUGAGGGUAUUGAUUUCUAUUCAAGCAUUACACGAGCCAGAUUUGAAGAGAUGAAUAUGGAUCUGUUCAGGAAGUGUAUGGAGCCGGUUGAGAAGUGUCUGAGGGAUGCAAAGAUGGACAAGAGCAGUGUCCACGAUGUUGUACUUGUGGGCGGGUCGACCAGGAUUCCCAAAGUGCAGCAAUUGUUGCAAGACUUCUUCAAUGGAAAGGAAUUGUGCAAGAGCAUCAACCCUGAUGAAGCUGUUGCCUAUGGCGCCGCAGUGCAGGCUGCUAUUCUUAGUGGUGAGGGUAAUGAGAGGGUCCAGGACUUGUUGCUUCUUGAUGUCACUCCUCUGUCCUUGGGUUUGGAAACUGCUGGUGGUGUCAUGACCGUACUUAUUCCCAGGAAUACAACAAUUCCAACCAAGAAGGAGCAGAUUUUCUCUACCUACUCGGACAAUCAAACCGGUGUCUUGAUCCAGGUCUUUGAGGGCGAGAGAGCCAGAACCCGUGAUAACAAUCUGCUUGGCAAGUUCGAGCUAUCCGGCAUUCCUCCAGCACCGAGGGGAGUACCUCAGAUCACUGUUUGUUUCGACAUUGAUGCUAAUGGAAUCCUCAAUGUGUCUGCUGAGGACAAGACUACCGGCCAGAAGAACAAAAUUACAAUCACCAAUGACAAGGGAAGACUGUCCAAGGAGGAGAUUGAGAAAAUGGUGCAAGAAGCUGAGAAGUACAAGUCCGAAGACGAGGAGGUCAAGAAAAAGGUGGAUGCCAAGAAUUCCCUGGAGAAUUAUGCUUAUAACAUGAGGAACACCAUUAAGGAUGAGAAAAUUGCUUCCAAGCUCGACGCCGCAGACAAGAAGAAGAUUGAAGAUGCAAUUGAGCAGGCUAUCCAAUGGCUCGAUGGUAAUCAGCUUGCGGAGGCUGAAGAGUACGAGGACAAGGUGAAAGAGCUCGAGGGCAUUUGCAAUCCCAUCAUAGCGAAGAUGUAUCAGGGUGGCGCUGCUCCUGGUGGCAUGGAUGAAGAUGUUCCUCCUACUGGUGCUGGUCCGAAAAUCGAGGAAGUCGACUAAGGAAUUCUCUUUCAAUUUAGUAGUAAUGUUGUUUGCUUUGGAAAAAUGGUGAAGGGUGAUUUAAACUUUUUGGUUGUUUUUGUACGACUGUGGUGUGUAUGACUAAUCAUAUUGAUUUUCAAUGGU
Molecule: messenger RNA, 2132 nt
Organism: Argentina anserina (silverweed cinquefoil)
Lineage: Eukaryota; Viridiplantae; Streptophyta; Magnoliopsida; Rosales; Rosaceae
Product: heat shock cognate 70 kDa protein
Exons: 2
Coding region: 75-2006 (643 amino acids)
Cellular component (GO): cytoplasm
Molecular function (GO): ATP binding; ATP-dependent protein folding chaperone
Source: RefSeq, a predicted model, not a curated record